CUCGGACCAUUUUACAUACAAAAACGCAAAACCCAAAGCCAAAUCCAAAGCUACCUGACUCUCUCUCUCUCUCUCUCUCUCUCUCAAACUCCCCAAGUAGUACUUUCACAGACAGUAGUGAUGGCAGUGGCUUCAACAUCUCUAGCAUCCCAACUCUCCGCCCAGUUCUCCGGUCUCCGCCGCACUUCUCCAAAACUCGACCACUCCCUCUCCAAUUCUCAAUCCUUAUUCCAACAUGUUAACUCUCAUCUCCGCCUCACUUCCUCUCCUAAACCCCCACGUGGCGUCGUUGCCAUGGCUGGCUCCGGCAAGUUCUUUGUUGGUGGAAACUGGAAGUGCAAUGGGACGAAAGACUCAAUCACCAAACUCAUUUCUGAUUUGAACAGUGUGAAACUGGAAACUGAUGUUGAUGUUGUAGUGGCACCUCCCUUUGUUUACAUCGAUCAGGUGAAGAACACGCUAUCAGAUCGGAUUGAGAUAUCUGGUCAGAACUCUUGGGUUGGAAAAGGUGGUGCUUUCACAGGAGAAAUCAGUGUGGAACAAUUGAAAGAUAUUGGUGCCAAGUGGGUUAUUCUUGGUCAUUCAGAGCGGAGACAUGUUAUUGGUGAAGAUGAUCAGUUUAUAGGAAAGAAAGCUGCCUAUGCCUUGAGUGAGGGUCUUGGAGUAAUAGCUUGCAUUGGGGAGAAAUUAGAAGAAAGAGAAUCAGGGAAAACUUUUGAUGUAUGUUUUCAGCAAUUGAAGGCUUUUGCAGAUGCAGUAUCUAGUUGGGACAAUAUAGUUAUUGCUUAUGAGCCUGUUUGGGCAAUUGGGACUGGUAAAGUGGCAACACCAUUGCAAGCACAGGAAGUACAUGUAGCUAUUCGUGACUGGCUAAAAAAGAACGUCUCAGCAGAAGUUGCAUCUAAGACACGAAUUAUUUAUGGAGGGUCUGUAAAUGGAGGCAAUUGUGCUGAGCUUGCAAAGCAAGAAGAUAUUGAUGGUUUUCUUGUUGGUGGUGCAUCCUUAAAGGGUCCUGAAUUUGCUACCAUUGUUAAUUCGGUGACAUCCAAGAAAGUUGCUGCUUGAUUUGGUGGUUUUGGCAAAAAGAGCAAAUAAAUGGUGAAGAAAAGCUGUUUCAGUUUGAAGCAUAGUAUAAUAAAACUAUGUGCCAUGUGCCAGUUUUCUUGGAUGGGUUUUUGAUCAUUAUCCCGUUUUUCUUCCCUUAAAGCUAGAAGAAUCUCUUUUAUAUGUUUUCUGUGGGCUACCUCUCUUCUGGGAAUAACAAGAGGUAUACAAAUCAUGUUUUAAUAGCAUAAACAAUUUAUGAAUGAGUGGCAUCUUUUUCAAGAA
Messenger RNA from Quercus robur (English oak), 1329 nucleotides. RefSeq names its product triosephosphate isomerase, chloroplastic. Gene Ontology annotation, molecular function: triose-phosphate isomerase activity. Gene Ontology annotation, biological process: glyceraldehyde-3-phosphate biosynthetic process; glycolytic process; glycerol catabolic process. Bases 121 to 1065 code for a protein of 314 amino acids. The record is from RefSeq and is a predicted model, not a curated record. NCBI's taxonomy places the organism in Eukaryota, Viridiplantae, Streptophyta, Magnoliopsida, Fagales, Fagaceae. The transcript is spliced from 9 exons. Gene Ontology annotation, cellular component: cytosol.